Molecule: messenger RNA, 1324 nt
Organism: Hyalella azteca
Lineage: Eukaryota; Metazoa; Arthropoda; Malacostraca; Amphipoda; Hyalellidae
Exons: 7
Coding region: 24-794 (256 amino acids)
Source: RefSeq, a predicted model, not a curated record
UCUCGCUUGAGCAACAACGUCUGAUGGCAACGACUGCCUUACUUCUUACGCUGCUGGUGGCAGCCUCGUCUGCCACUGCAACGGAACUGACCUCCCCUCGCGCCAACGAAGUCAUUGAAACGUAUGGCUUGGAAACUUCUCUGAGAAGCAGCCUGUUCUCGACGUGCAUCAAGCAAGCAGCUUCGCUGACGGGAAGUCUUUGGUUGGUAGUCGUAGGGCAACAAGAGUUCUUUCAGGUCACAAGCUCAAGUGCUCAGAACAUCACAUGGCAGGUCGCUGACGCUGCCACGACUCUCUUCGCUUGUGCCCAGGCCACCGUGGACGCUGCCAAACUGAUGUUCAAGUUCAAUGGAGGGUCCUGCAUGAUCGCCAUGAAUGGUUUCUAUGAUCCAGCGAAUCAAGCGUGCGAUGGUCAGACGGUCUACAUCAGCUUAUAUGGUGAGAGUGGAUGCAUCACUCCUCUUGGCGGGUUCUUGGAUGGCCAAAACAUAACGAACGAUGGAAUGUGCUACUCGACGUGUGUUGGAACGACGGUAACUCUUCAAGAUGAAUCUGAAGUUGUUCUCCCUUCGGAUGGAGCAGUAUCUUGCAUUGGAACAGAAGCAAUCCCCCACAUCCUCAUUGUAGCAGAGUCAGCGACCUUCUGUGCGGCAGCGACCAAAUGUGCGUUGCUUGGACUCGCGCUGGCCCAAGUAGACACGGAGGAGAACCUGAAUGCCGUGAAGACAGCCGCCGCCACGAAACCUGCGGUACAGAGUUUCUGGGUGAACGUGCAAUACAUCGACGGUGCUUAGGUCUACAUGCCUAGCAAGACUCCCGUGGCCCCUGACAUGUGGAAUGUUGUUAUUCCCGAUGACACCUCCUUCUGCGUGGGCAUCGUGCAGGGGAAACUCUCGUCUGGGCCGUGUUCCUUAGCACUUCCCUACAUGUGCGUCGACACCACCAAGACCAUCAAGCCGUGUCCAUCGGCAUGAUUUGCUACAGCUGCGUUGGGAAGAAGACGCCGAAUCGUGUUAUAGAUAAAUGACGCUAAAUUCGUAAAUUAAAAAUCUUUGAUAUAUGUUCUUCAUUGGUAGUUUCAGGGGCUUGCAAUAGGAAAAACAGUGCCAAAAUUUGAUGGAUUUGAUGGUGAGGUUAUUUUCAGGAAAAACAUAAUUUUUAUUCAAAUUAAUCGAGUAUGGUUGAAAGAUUUUGUAAGCUUUUGAGAGAGAUCCUCAUCCUUGAUAAACCUUUACACUACAUUGACCUUUUUCGAGAAUAUUUCAACAGUCAUAAAUUUCUCUUGAUGUUCAUUUGGAAUCAAAAAUAGAUGUUUGGCGUUAAA